Messenger RNA from Talpa occidentalis (Iberian mole), 469 nucleotides. Its product is annotated as pre-mRNA-processing factor 40 homolog A-like. Bases 193 to 444 code for a protein of 83 amino acids. Gene Ontology annotation, molecular function: RNA polymerase binding; transcription coregulator activity. NCBI's taxonomy places the organism in Eukaryota, Metazoa, Chordata, Mammalia, Eulipotyphla, Talpidae. Gene Ontology annotation, cellular component: nucleus. The record is from RefSeq and is a predicted model, not a curated record. The transcript has 4 exons.
AGAUAGGUAAUUAAUAAAAAUUCUUCAUUCAUUCAACAAGCACUUACUAAGCAUACUAUGCAUAUACUGUAGUGUUAAGUGGGUUUUAAUAUUAAGUUUUACUUGUUACCUUUAAUAACCAGAUAGAUUCUUGAAUUCAUGUUAACUGCUUUGGUCUUACAUGGUAACCUUUUUUUUUCACUUUUGUUCUAGAUGCCUGGAAUGAUGUCUUCUGUGAUGCCUGGAAUGAUGAUGUCUCAUAUGUCUCAGGCUUCCAUGCAGCCUGCUUUACCGCCAGGAGUAAAUAAUAUGGAUGUAACAGCAGGUACAACAUCCGGUGCAAAAUCUAUGUGGACUGAACAUAAAUCACCUGAUGGAAGGACUUACUAUUAUAAUACUGAAACAAAACAGUCGACUUGGGAGAAACCAGAUGAUCUUAAAACACCAGCUGAGGUAAAAGUUUGAGGGCUGGAAGUUGUGGGUUGUUAAG